This is a messenger RNA of Lycium barbarum (goji berry), 884 nucleotides long. Its product is annotated as 21 kDa protein-like. The transcript has a single exon. NCBI's taxonomy places the organism in Eukaryota, Viridiplantae, Streptophyta, Magnoliopsida, Solanales, Solanaceae. The coding region runs from base 41 to 700 and encodes 219 amino acids. The record is from RefSeq and is a predicted model, not a curated record. Gene Ontology annotation, molecular function: enzyme inhibitor activity. Gene Ontology annotation, biological process: negative regulation of catalytic activity.
AAGCCAUUUCAAAAUUCCAACUCCAAAAAAGAGAAAAACUAUGGCCAACCUCAGUCUUCACUUCUUACUAAUUUUCUUGUCCUUCCAUUCUAUUCUCGCAACCAUUACUGAAUCUGUCACGACCCAAAAUCAAGAUAACGCAAAGUUCAUGAAACUCUCAGAUACUGUCACGACCCAAAAUCCUGAUGCCACAAACUUCAUCAAAAUCUCAUGUAAAAAGUGUUUAUACCCUACCAUAUGCAUUCAAUCUCUCUCUACCUACGCAAACACCAUUCAACUAAACAAACAACAACUUGCUCAUGCAGCAUUAUCAGUGAGUUUAUCAAAAGCCAAAAUUGCUUCAACAUACAUUUCAAUGGUCACAAGAAUAAGGGGCCUAAAGCCAAGAGAAUUACAAGCUGCUAAAGAUUGUUCAAACACCAUGAAUGACAGUGUUUAUCAGCUUAGUCGAUCGAUCCCCGAGCUAGGGCAAAGUGGUAAAUUAACAUCAAGAAGAGAUGAAUUUACUUGGCAUGUUAGUAAUGUUCAAACUUGGAUUAGUGCUGCACUUACUGAUGAAAAUACCUGCCUUGAUAUGUUUAAUAAUCCUUCUAUGGAUGGGAAAAUUAAGGAUUCUGUUAGGGCUAGGGUUUUUGCGGCUGCUCAAGUUACUAGUAAUGCACUUGCUUUGGUUUAUCAAUUUGCAGAGAAUCAUUCAUAAGUUUGUGCAACCACAAAUAUCCCAUAGUAUAAUAAUGUUAUAGAAGUCAUAGUUCGUAGUUUGCUAGCCAGUUUUGUGAUGUAAAUGUUAUUACUACUACUACUACUAUAUUUUCAUUUCAUGUUAUAACAAAAUUAAAGUUUGAGAUGAAAAAUGUCAUGAGCACCUGAAUCCAUGAGCACCG